AUGCCUUCGCGUAACGACGCAGAGUCCAAGGUCCGAUCCUGGGGCUUCGGCCAUGUUUUCACUUGGACCGAUGGACCAAACGCCCAUUAUCCGCCACAUAGACACAAUGGCCUAACCACGCAUCUGAUUCUUAGCGGCGAAUUGACCAUCACGUAUCCUGAAGACAAGGAACCGAAAAAGGAAACGUUUGGACCGGGCGCUCGACUGGACGUUGAUGCCAAGAGGCUUCACGAGGUUUGGAUGGGAGAAGGCGGCUGCAAAUACGUUAUUGGAGAAUGA
Molecule: messenger RNA, 279 nt
Organism: Paraphaeosphaeria sporulosa
Lineage: Eukaryota; Fungi; Ascomycota; Dothideomycetes; Pleosporales; Didymosphaeriaceae
Exons: 2
Coding region: 1-279 (92 amino acids)
Source: RefSeq, a predicted model, not a curated record